AUGGUUCCCCGUUCUAAAAUUGCAACCUUGUUGCGGCAGAGCUGGAGAUUGCCGCAAAUCGGUUCUAUAAGACCAUACACAUUUAGUUUAUUUAGAAAUAAUUUAUUAAAUGUGUCGUCGGCACUAUUUGGCGCGCCAACUGGUGGCGUAACGGCGUCAUACGACCGUCUUCCAUGGCUACAGGUUCAAUGGCGUCAUUUUGCCGGCCGGCAACGCGGCCUAAAACGCCGCAAAAGUAAGAAGGAACCUCGGAGGAUACAACAGGCCGUUGGCCGCCGUCUUGAGCUGUUCUACCCUAAGGGCGCAAGGAAGACUCGCGUAAGGCUGAUUCAAAACUCACGCGGUAACGUAGUAUUUGAUCCGGUUUUGCGAAGAUUUCUGGUCAUUUACUACAAACAGGGGGUACAGGUGUUUCGACAAUUUAGAGCUGUUGGAUCUAAAUUCGAAAUAGCACGUUCCCGUGCGAUUGCCUUUGCUAGACAGAUGGCAACUGAACAUCUUAGACGCUAUAAUGCCCGUCCAGGUGCAGUGGAUGGGUCUGUGACCGAUCCAAUAGGCUCUAACUGGAUAAACCUGGAGAACAAGCUUCAGCCUGAUUGUAACCUAAGUGGCGUGCGUGGUGUUUUCUUUGAUACCAAGACGAGUGCCUGGGCUGUUGCGUACAAGGAUGCCGGUGUGAGAAAAUAUCGCCUCUUCCCUACUAGGGAGCUGGGAUUUCAGAAUUCGUAUACACAGGCUGUCGACUUCCUGCGUUUUGCGCUCUACCGCAACCAUCAAUUCCUACACCGAAGGACACGUACUCGGAAGAAUAGACCUAUUUUAAAGCCUUAA
Molecule: messenger RNA, 831 nt
Organism: Babesia sp. Xinjiang
Lineage: Eukaryota; Apicomplexa; Aconoidasida; Piroplasmida; Babesiidae
Exons: 1
Coding region: 1-831 (276 amino acids)
Source: RefSeq, a predicted model, not a curated record